This is a messenger RNA of Durusdinium trenchii, 306 nucleotides long. The record is from the annotation of a GenBank genome assembly. Lineage: Eukaryota; Dinophyceae; Suessiales; Symbiodiniaceae.
AUGUCUGUGGCCCGUCCAAAGUUCAAAGCUCAAAGUCCAAAGAAAGCACACUCGAAAGGUAAACAUGUUCAGCCAACUGCUGCAAAGUCAAAAGCAAAACCAGUUGCGAAACCAAAGGCUCGUCAGGUGAAAGAAAACAAAAAGAAGGCUUGUCAGGUGAAAGAGACCAAAAAGAAAGGCCUCAAAAAUGACUACAACAACAUAUACAGUCGUACGUACCACUGGUACAAGAGAUCUGGAGCUACGAAAGAACAGGCUGGACGCAGUCUUUUUGAAACCAUGUUUUUUUGGGGGGGUGGACCUUGA